This is a messenger RNA of Lingula anatina, 1468 nucleotides long. RefSeq names its product fos-related antigen 1. Lineage: Eukaryota; Metazoa; Brachiopoda; Lingulata; Lingulida; Lingulidae. Gene Ontology annotation, biological process: regulation of transcription by RNA polymerase II. Gene Ontology annotation, cellular component: nucleus. Gene Ontology annotation, molecular function: RNA polymerase II cis-regulatory region sequence-specific DNA binding; DNA-binding transcription factor activity, RNA polymerase II-specific. The record is from RefSeq and is a predicted model, not a curated record.
CCCUAGCAGAAACAGUAGAGCAAGUGAGUCAUAAGGAUCACAAAUUCACAAUCAGAACGGGGAUUCUCGCCAGUCGGAACUAAUUUAAAUAUCAAGGGCACCCCAGUAGUGGAAUUUGGAAUACAGAACAUUGGACAUAGGAAACAUUUACGGAUAUAACAAAGAAUUAAGCGAGGUUUUUACAAGAAAUGUAUAAUAUGCCUACUAGCUCAGACAGCGAUUCAAAGUACACCGUAGCAGAUAUACUGUCUUCCAUGGCUAAGGGGGAACCCGUUACUCCAACAUUUUCUGGAGUACACAUCCCCUCGUUCAGCACUGUGAUUUCUACCCCGACUUCCAUAUUGACUCCAACUACUAUAGCCAGCCUGGAGCAGACAUUUUUGGAUUUAUCUAUGCCGGCAGUCAGCACCGGAAUGACACAGAGUGGAUUUGUACCACCGGUUGUGGACCCAAGCUGUUCCAAUUCUAGAUACAGCUAUGAACCUGAUGAAGACAGUAUGAGCUCAACGAGCACAGACCCAGACUGGAUGCCCACACACGGACCUAAAAGAAGCCGUAACAGUGAAGGAAAAACUGGAGUGAAUUACUCUGAGCUUGCCAAGAAAUACCCAAGCACCAGAAGGCGGAAUCUCAAGAACGAACAGGUACCUCCCGAGGAGGAAGAGAGGAGGCGAUUGAGGAGAGAAAGAAACAAAAUUGCUGCUGCUAAAUGCCGUCAAAGACGGGUGGACGUUACGAACACUUUGUUAACGGAAACUGACGGUUUGGAGGAUCAAAAAGCAUCCCUUGAACAAGAGAUCCAAAGUCUACAGCAACAGAAGGAACAGCUUGAGUUCCUCCUCCAAGCACACAAACCCGUAUGCAAGCACGACAUUAAAGCGCCCAAACAGCAGGAGAGAAAGAGCAUCAUUGUGAAAGCAGAGCCAAGCAGCACAGUGUCUUCCUGUCAGGGGAGCAAAGGUGCUACCUCUCGCCCAAACUCCCUUCCUCUCGCCGAGUCUAGAACUGCAGUGACGGCAGCCACUGGGGUGUCGAUAUCAACCCCUUCCAAUGGAAUCUUCACAUUCGGCUUUGACACCAUGGUUGACGGCCAUACAGGUCUGACUCCAGUCACGGGACCAAGCUGUGCAAGCCAAGUCCAGAGAGGAUCCAGUGACAGCAGUCCCGACACGCUGAACUCGCCAACUUUAAUAUCUUUGUGAGGGACAACUCAUGACUUGGUGACUUCUUGUGUAUUCAAAUACUAUGCUGAAUAUUGACUUUUGAUAUGCCAUAGUAAGACUCAAUGUUGUAUUUAUAAAUGUUUAAAAAGUGGAUUUCAUUUUUAUAUGCAAAGACAAGGACACCGGGAUUAUCGGAUAUGUGAACAUUUUAUAUGGAAUGGGUUCACCGUAAUGCGAAUGCACAAAAUUAUUGGUGUUCAUGCCUUCUUUUUUUAUACUUUUUUAAACAUAUAUUCAUGCUAGUG